Magallana angulata is the source of this 1229-nucleotide messenger RNA. RefSeq lists its product as uncharacterized. NCBI's taxonomy places the organism in Eukaryota, Metazoa, Mollusca, Bivalvia, Ostreida, Ostreidae. The record is from RefSeq and is a predicted model, not a curated record. The transcript has 6 exons. Bases 58 to 1155 code for a protein of 365 amino acids.
ACUACUUUAAAAUUGUUCAAAGUACAAAACACUAUUUUACAUGAAACCUUAUCCUACAUGUACAUUGCAAUGCAACUAUCUAAAAUCUUCAGAUAUCCGUGGUAUUUAUUCAGUAUCCUUGUGUCGUGUUAUGGCAGUCUUAAAACGGGCUUCUCUCUACUUCAGCAUGGACACAGACUGGACGGGAAACUAAUCCAAUCCUUUGCGGAACUCAGUUUUCUUGACUGUGUGACGGAAUGUAUGAUGACACCUCGGUGUAAAUCUGUCAAUUAUUUCAAAGGGGCUAAUUUCUGUGAAAGCAAUUACGAAAAUAAGACGACAGCAGAAAAAAGGUACAUGGAGAGUGCUGGUUGGGUGUACAGUGAAAAGGUGCACUGGCCUAAACCUUCGCUGACCGUGUGCUCAGCUUGCGUUCUUCGUUUAGUUAUGCGAGUUGCUUUAGACAUUGAUUUGAGUUUCACGAUCUGGCUGGAGCUUGUUCAAACUCAACCUGUCAAAUCAGCGAGAAAUGUAGACACAAGAGAUAUUCUGAAGAUAAAUUCUUUGAAUGUGUUUAUAAUAUUCUGUGAGGACGCCAUUGGUAUACACAGGAGGAUACACGCCUCGUGUGCUGACGGAUACUCCCAGUCUGGUUCAGGACGACUGAUCUGUCAGUCAAACGGAGAGUGGAAAUACGACAUUGUCUGUGAAGAAGCUGCUUCCAACCUUGCAUUGAAUAAACCUGCAACACAGUCAUCAACGUUUACAAGGCCAGAAGCUGGACUGAACUACUCUGCCAAUUUGGCAGUUGAUGGUAACAACGGUACAGACCAGGUCGUAGACAAGUGUUCACACACAGAGGAUGGAGACACAAACCCGUGGUGGUCGGUGGAUCUGCAGGCUAUUUAUACCAUUAAAUCUGUCAGAAUAUUCAAUAGAGGAAUUGACAAGUGGGGAGUAGAUGUGUCCGACAGGCUGCAGAAUGUCACCGUCAUUGUAGGGCAGACAGAAUCAGAUGUCAACACUCCCUGUGGUUUCUUUGCUGGUCCCGGAACUCUGUCACAGCUGGUCGUCAUCGACUGUCAGACAUCACCACAGGGGAGAUUUGUAAAGAUCUCCAUAAUCACUGAGCAUCUCACUCUUUGUGAAGUUGAAGUGUUUGGAUACUCUGUCUAAUUAUUAUUGCUGAUAUCUUUUAUCUGAAUGAUUCUCUUUCCUUCUAAUCAAUUUCUAGUAUAUAGAUGUUCAGG